Messenger RNA from Dicrocoelium dendriticum, 651 nucleotides. NCBI's taxonomy places the organism in Eukaryota, Metazoa, Platyhelminthes, Trematoda, Plagiorchiida, Dicrocoeliidae. The record is from the annotation of a GenBank genome assembly.
AUGGAAACACGAAAGAAGACGUCUAUGAUUCUUGAACAGAACACGAUUGGAUCCCGGCAAGUUGAAUAUUUGCCUGUUGUUGACGAUAAUGUUUCUUGUUCUGGAUCGCAUAAUACCUGUAAGGGUAGUCAGGCUCGAAGUUCGGUUAGUGCACGUUCUGCUGUUAGGCUGGCGGAGCUUAAGAGAAAGCAAGCCGAAACUGAGCUGGAGAUUGCUAAGUUACGGUUAGAAAUAGAAGUGGGCGCGAACAGCCAUGAACAUCUCGCCACCUCAAGUCAUGUGCCUGAAAUCAGAAAGGAACGUAUGAGUCAGUUUUUGAAGGAUUGUCAAGAAGCAGUGCCACCUCCAGUUACCCCUAUGCCGUAUUACCACCCGUUUUUGGGAGCUUGUCAACCGCCACUAGAUCUGCCGAGAGUCGAGUUAGAAUUUUUUGAUGGUAAUCCGAUGACUUAUUGGAGGUUCAUCAAACAGUUUGAAUACUUCGUUGAGGGUCGCGUAAGUGAUAGCGGCCAGCGGUUGCUGUACCUUGUGUAUUAUUGCAGAGGGCGUGCUAAGGAGGCAAUUUGUGAAUGCACGAUACUUCCACCAGAGUUGGCUUAUAACAGGGCUCGAUGCAUUCUUCAAAAUCUUUUUGGUCAAAAUCAUGUCAUU